UCUGAGUUUAAGCAAUGACAAAAACUUUUAAAGAUAAGAUUUCAGAGUUAUAUCCAUAUGUAAAUGAAGAGGAAACCCCCUUACCAAGAAGCUGGAGCACUCAAGAUAAAUUCACAUAUAUUGGUUUAUCUCAGAAUAACCUCCGUGCUCAUUACAAAGGAGUGGGAAAAACACCCAAAGAUGCAGCAUCAGUUCGUGCAACCCAUCCUAUUCCAGCCACAUGUGGAUUGUAUUAUUUCGAGAUAAAAGUUAUCAGCAAAGGUCGUGAUGGGUACAUUGGUAUUGGAUUGUGUGCUGCCGGUGUGAAUAUGAACAAGCUUCCAGGAUGGGAAAAGGACUCUUAUGGAUACCAUGCAGAUGAUGGCCACUCGUUUUGCACGUCAGGUGCUGGAGAAGUGUAUGGUCCUACGUUCACAACGGGGGAUGUUGUUGGGUGUGGUUUGAACUUGAUAGACAAAACAUGUUUUUACACGAAGAAUGGUGUAAACCUUGGUAUUGCAUUUAAAGACUUAGUUUCGAAUUUGUACCCCACUGUUGGCUUACAAACGCCUGGCGAAAUUAUCGAUGUCAAUUUUGGUCAGGAAGCCUUUGUAUACGAUGUUACAGAAAUGAGAAAGGAGUUACGUGCACGCACGAUGAGAAAUAUUGAAAACUUCCCAGUAUCAUCAGAUGAUGGAACUUGGCAGUCAACACUACAGAAAAUUGUGUCUGCAUACUUGUUUCAUCAUGGUUAUUGCGCAACAGCAGAAUGUUUUGCAAAGAGUACUGGUCAACCUAUAGCAGAAGAAUUAUCAUCUGUUCGAAACAGACAGCGAAUACAAAAGCUUAUAUUAUCUGGGCGAGUGAGCGAGGCAAUUGAGACAACUCAGUCUUUAUAUCCUGGUUUACUAGAUCGUAACCCCAACUUAUUUUUCCAAUUAAAAUGUCGCCAAUUCAUCGAGAUGGUAAACGGUUGUGAUGGGGAGGUCAAACCCCUCGCUCACAGCCCAACAAGAAGCGCGCGAAACAGUCCCUGCGCAAGUCCUGCGCGCAGUCACUCAAAUUCCACUGGCUCAAGUUGCAGCGGAGGAAGCAGUAGCAGUGGCUAUCACGUGACGUCUGUAACAACCAAUCGGGAGUUUGAUGGUGUUGAUGGUAUGCAUGAAGUGAAUGGUGUAGAAAAUGGUGCAGAUGACACAGUGAUGCUUUCAGCAGACGAAGUCGUUAGUAACGGCGUAUGUAGAGAGGAAGGGAACUGUAGUAUGGAUGUUAGUGAUGAUUCAAGACUGAAUGCCACCAGUGUGUCUGUAAUUACAACAGCAACAAAAGUUAUGGAUACUGGUCCAUCAAUACGCCAACUUUGCGGUGGUAAUAUCUACGCUAUAGAAAAAUUAAUCGCAUUUGGAAAAACGCUGCAGAAUAUUUAUAAAGAAAUGUCAGCAGAAGAACGAAACGAGAUGCUGAUGAAGGAAGCAUUCAGCUUACUGGCGUACAACAACCCACGUGACAGCCCGGUCGGUUAUUUACUUGAUCCGUCACAACGUGAAAACAUCUGCGCUUCUCUCAAUACUGCCAUAUUAGAAUCUCAAAAAUUACCUGGUCAGCCUGUCUUAGAAUUAUCAAUCGGACAAGCAAGAGCAUGUUUACGAACAAUGGGGAAAAGUGGUCUUGGCGCAUGCGCUAUGGUAGAAGUGGAAGAUUUUUUUUGUGAUCGAUAGAAAAUUUUAUAUAUUUUAUCCUUUUUUUUGUAUAUAUUUGCGUAAUAAUAUUUCAAGUUAUAAA
Hydractinia symbiolongicarpus is the source of this 1761-nucleotide messenger RNA. Its product is annotated as ran-binding protein 9-like. Gene Ontology annotation, biological process: cell surface receptor signaling pathway; cytoskeleton organization. Gene Ontology annotation, cellular component: cytoplasm. Bases 15 to 1697 code for a protein of 560 amino acids. The record is from RefSeq and is a predicted model, not a curated record. The transcript has 12 exons. Gene Ontology annotation, molecular function: protein binding. NCBI's taxonomy places the organism in Eukaryota, Metazoa, Cnidaria, Hydrozoa, Anthoathecata, Hydractiniidae.